UGAAGCAGGCGAGGCUGUUGUGGAAAAUGAUGAAGAAUGUGUCGUAACAAGCGGGUGUGAAUGUCUUUCACAAUAUUGAACAUCAUACAAAGCCAUUGCCGAAGUAUUUGCAAAUCCUUCUCAAUCUCAAGGGUUUUUAUUAUUGCCCAACGUUUUGUCCUUACACACGCUUCAUCAGCUCGCAAGCUUCACCACAAUUGAUUUCCUGGUAAGGUGUUCAUGUUCGUUUGGAGAUUAUUGAACUAUGUUGACGUUGCUCUUGCUAUCGUAUUGUUGCAAAUCGUGCAACGUUGGUGUAAAUAGAGCGAGAAAUAUUAGAUUCCGAACGCUGGUACGCAUAUUUUUGUUGGAGAUGGGUUUAUUUUUAGGCUUUUCUUGCCAUGGACCGCAACCUCAAGAAGCACCUUUCUUGAAACAUAUAACUGGAAAGAGGCAAAGCUCAGCAUGUUGGUUAUCAAUUCCCUGCACUAAUUUUCGAAAUGCACACUAUCUGCCAGAAAGAAUGUAAAUCUGUUGUGCAGAAAAAUGGACGUCUGAAGUAACAUCCACACUGCGAAGUUCACUUGUUUUUGCUCGGAGAUGAACAAAUAGCCUCUCAUCACUGUUUUACAACAAUGCAGCGUCAUUGGGAGGUAAGAAUGGGGCGCGAGGAGAUGGAAGGUUCGGAGAGCUUUCCUCGAUCUCAACACAGACACGCAGGGAUGUAGAGCACCACCUAUGGCUAGCUGAGCAUAGGCCCACUCUAGCUCUAUUAGCUCCAUCUCCACCCCACGCGAAGAUGGCCCAAGAGGAAAAGAUGACACGGAGGAAGGAAGAUGUCGAUGGCCUGAAAGCGAACACAAAGCAAUAUUAUUCCAAUCGGUGUAUCGAUGAUUUGAUCCGUUCGGGUGGAAGAGAAUUCAAUGACCUGUUCCGAUCAUUCUCGAAAUUGGAUGUUAAUCUUCAGAAGCUGCUAAUCGAUGCCAUGGCAAAACACUUGGCCAAGAAGGAGAAGGAUUUGGAGCAGAAGGAUGUUCUAGUUGAGAGGGAAGGUCGGAAGCCAACCCUCGCAUGGUUCAAAGUUGAUAACGAGACUCGUCCCUCGAAGAAUGAGCAGCACAGACGGCGCAGAUGUACCAGUACAGCAUCGAAGCCGCAUCCACCUGAAGAUAGAGGUCCUUGCAGCUGCAGAGAAUGGCCACACUCCCCAAAGCAGCAAAAGAUUUGCGAUGGCGUAUGCAGGGAUGUUGCAUUGCAGAUGCCUGUAAUUUUACGAAAAGCCUCAGAACCGAGUCACAAGGCACAAGAUCAAAUCUACGACGCUGCAAAGCUGCUUGAAAUUCAUUUAUCACAGGCAUGA
Physcomitrium patens is the source of this 1339-nucleotide messenger RNA. RefSeq lists its product as uncharacterized. NCBI's taxonomy places the organism in Eukaryota, Viridiplantae, Streptophyta, Bryopsida, Funariales, Funariaceae. The record is from RefSeq and is a predicted model, not a curated record.